Molecule: messenger RNA, 426 nt
Organism: Eimeria maxima
Lineage: Eukaryota; Apicomplexa; Conoidasida; Eucoccidiorida; Eimeriidae
Exons: 3
Coding region: 1-426 (141 amino acids)
Biological process (GO): protein dephosphorylation
Molecular function (GO): protein tyrosine phosphatase activity
Source: RefSeq, a predicted model, not a curated record
AUGAAUCUACCUGCAGGGGGCCCCUCUUCUAGGGGCCCCCCUGCAGGGGGCCCCCAAGGGUUAAUUGUUGCUUCUGCAGCAACAGGAGGACAUACAGAAGGAGAUCCAGCAAUGACGGAGAUGAUUGCUGCAGCAAGAAAAAGAGGAGUUGAUCUUACACCUCAUAGAGCUAGACAAGUUAGAUCCUCAGAUUUUGAGGAUUUUGAUUUAAUAGUAGCAAUGGAUAAAUCCAAUCUUCGUAAUUUAACAAACAUUUGCCCUCCUAAUAAAAGACAUAAAUUAAAACUUUUAUUAAGGGAUUAUGCUCCUUCUUGUGGCAUAGAGGAAGUACCUGAUCCAUACUACGAAGGACGCCACUCGAAUGUUUUUUGUUUAAUUGAGCAAGGGGUAGAUGGUCUUAUAGAGAAGGAGGGAAUAAAGAAUUAA